Cynocephalus volans (Philippine flying lemur) is the source of this 1964-nucleotide messenger RNA. RefSeq names its product WD repeat domain 12 (gene WDR12). Gene Ontology annotation, biological process: ribosome biogenesis; maturation of 5.8S rRNA from tricistronic rRNA transcript (SSU-rRNA, 5.8S rRNA, LSU-rRNA); maturation of LSU-rRNA from tricistronic rRNA transcript (SSU-rRNA, 5.8S rRNA, LSU-rRNA). The transcript is spliced from 14 exons. The coding region runs from base 437 to 1708 and encodes 423 amino acids. Lineage: Eukaryota; Metazoa; Chordata; Mammalia; Dermoptera; Cynocephalidae. The record is from RefSeq and is a predicted model, not a curated record. Gene Ontology annotation, molecular function: protein binding. Gene Ontology annotation, cellular component: PeBoW complex; preribosome, large subunit precursor.
GCAGAAGGAAGGAAGGGGGUUUGAGGGGGUUGGGAGGUAGCGUCCAGUCCGUCGGCGCAGACAGCUCUGCCAAACCUCCAACUCCCUCAGUCCUGCCGCCGCUGAGAGCCCCACAAGGCGAGGAGGGAAGUCAGCCGGAGCAGAGGGGAGAAAAUUCAAAACGAGUCUACUCAACCUCGUCUUGGCUCCGAGGCCCGGCCGUGGAGACCAGCACAAUGCGCAGGCGCACCCCUCUGGGAGCGCGCAGCGCAGUCCCAUGAGGUCAGACCACUAUCGGCCACCGUCGCCGGCUUCCCUUCUGAGUCGUCCUUUUCCCCCCGCAUUUCCGCCCCUCUCCUGGAUCUAAAAUCCGAAGAGUCCUAAGAGACAAGAGCUCCCGUUCUCUGACUACUAACCCAUACGUUUCUGUGGGCAAGUCUUGUGUGUUCUCCCCGCCAUGGCUCAGCUCCAGACUCGCUUCUAUACUGACAACAAGAAAUAUGCAGUAGAUGAUGUUCCCUUCUCAAUUCCCGCUGCCUCUGAAAUUGCUGACCUUAGUAAUAUCAUCAAUAAAUUGCUGGAGGUCAAAAAUGAGUUCCACAAACAUGUGGAGUUUGAUUUCCUUAUCAAGGGCCAGUUUCUGCGAAUGCCCUUGGUCAAACAUAUGGAACUGGAGAACAUCUCAUCAGAAGAAGUUGUGGAACUAGAAUACGUGGAGAAGUACACUGCACCCCAGCCAGAGCAAUGCAUGUUACAUGAUGACUGGAUAAGUUCAAUUAAAGGGGCGGAGGAAUGGAUCUUGACAGGUUCUUAUGAUAAGACUUCUCGGAUCUGGUCCUUGGAAGGAAAGUCAAUAAUGACAAUUGUGGGACAUACAGAUGUUGUAAAAGAUGUGGCCUGGGUGAAAAAAGACAGUUUGUCUUGCUUAUUACUGAGUGCCUCAAUGGAUCAGACUAUUCUCUUAUGGGAAUGGAAUGUAGAGAGAAACAAAGUGAAAGCUCUACACUGCUGCCGAGGUCAUGCUGGAAGCGUGGAUUCUAUAGCUGUUAAUAGCUCUGGAACUAAAUUUUGCAGUGGCUCCUGGGAUAAGAUGCUAAAGAUAUGGUCUACAGUCCCUACAGAUGAAGAAGAUGAAAUGGAGGAACCCACAAAUAGACCAAGAAAGAAACAGAAAACAGAGCAGUUGGGACUAACAAGGACUCCCAUGGUGACCCUCUCUGGCCAUAAGGAAGCAAUUUCCUCGGUUCUGUGGUCAGAUGCUGAAGAAAUUUGCAGUGCAUCUUGGGACCACACUAUUAGAGUAUGGGAUGUUGAGUCUGGCAGUCUUAAGUCAACUUUGACAGGAAAUAAAGUGUUUAAUUGUAUUUCCUAUUCUCCACUUUGUAAACGUUUGGCAUCUGGAAGCACAGAUAGGCAUAUCAGACUAUGGGAUCCCCGAACUAAAGAUGGUUCUUUGGUGUCACUGUCCUUAACCUCACAUACAGGCUGGGUCACAUCAGUAAAGUGGUCUCCGACCCAUGAACAGCAACUGAUUUCAGGUUCUUUAGAUAACAUUGUGAAGCUGUGGGAUACAAGAAGUUGUAAGGCUCCUCUCUAUGAUCUGGCUGCUCAUGAAGACAAAGUUUUGAGUGUAGACUGGACAGACAUAGGGCUACUUCUGAGUGGAGGAGCAGACAAUAAAUUGUAUUCCUACAGAUAUUCACCUACCACUUCCCAUGUGGGGGCAUGAAAGUGAAUUCACUUCGAUUAUAGAAAUUCUUUCUAUAAAUGAAAUGGUAGAGAAUCAUUAGAUUACAUUGAUGCAGAUGCAGAAAACCGCCUUUUAGGUUUAUAUAAUGCUUUUGCCCUAACAUAUCACUAUCUUUUUUUUCUUUAUUUUGUAUUUAUAAUACAAUAGUUUGUGUUUGUAAAAUAUAAAGGUGGCCUGCAUUCUGUACCCUGUGCAAACUCUUGUAAUUAAACUGAGUUUUUAAUUUCUUUUUAAA